GGAAGUCUGGUCUCUUUGUAUCAGUGUAACACAAACUUAACAGCGCUGUGACAGUCCAUGUCGGUUGAAUGGCAGCUUUUGUUGUUGAGUAGUUUGUGUUGAUAUUUAGCUGAAACAGCAGCAGUGUGAAUCGUGAAUGAGCUGUUUUACCGGAAGGUGACCGAGAUGUUUUGGAGUUCAGCAGGUCAGCGGGGACGUGUCGCACUUAUGCGCUGCUGGUCCCUCACAGUCAGCCCCGGGACCCUCAUAACCCCCAAGUGCCCUGUGCACACUUCACGGUCCUUCUCCAUCUCUGGCCCGGCGAAGUCUCCUACACACGAAGAGGUAAACCAGCCACUGAAGCAGUGGGCUCUGGUAGUGAGCCCCUUCAGCACGGUGAGGGCACAGCUGGCCUGCAGCAUCUCCAUCCGCCCGCUGGACCCGCACGCCUUCCCGGAGGCUGACCGAGCCUUCAUCACAGUGCACGGAACAGACGCCGAGCAGGAGGUCGGUCUGGAUCACUUACACGUCCGCUACGAUGAUCAGAGCAAAGAGCUGCUCAUCUCCGCCGAGAAGGUGAACAGCAGCGUCUCGAUUGAUCUGGCUGCACCUAUCAAAAGCAAUCUCUUCAUUACUACUCAAGGAAAAGGCAACGUGAAAGUGAAUAAAAUGGAGUGUGACAUCUGCAAGGUGCAAACAGAGAGAGGCAACUGUUUGCUGCACUCUGUCAAGGGUCAUCAGGUCGAGGUGCAGUCCAAUGGAGGACAUGUCACAGGUGUGGGCACUAUCCACGGCAACGUGGACAUACGCACAUGUGGAGACAGUACAGUGGAUGUCAAGAAGCUCCAAGGCACCAAGAUGAAUGUUUCAACAGAACACGGCCCUCUCAAGGUCAAAGCCAUCUAUGCUGAGUCCAGCUGCAUCUCCUCCUGCGUUGGGAGGGUACAACUGGGGCACAUACAUGGUUGUGCCACUGUGAAGAACGUGUCUGGAGAUACAGUUAUAGAUGGUUCAAAUAGUUUCCUGAAGGUUUCCUCUCACAGCGGAGGUAUUGAUGUCUAUGUGGGAGAUGGUGGCAGUGCUGAACUCCACAGUCAGGAGGGAGCGGUGUGUGUGCGUGUCCCAUCCACAUUAAGAGCAGGGGUGGAGCUGUGCGGAACGUCAGUGGAGAUCAGCCCAGAGGUUGUUCUGCACCAAGUAGAAAACAACACAACUCAAGGACAAACCACAGUUACUGGUUAUAUGAAUGGAGCGUCUCCAGUGGGCGAGUGGGUUAAAGCUCGGGCAGAAAGAGGCUCUGUCAGACUGAGGACACAAAGCUGGUUUGAGUCGUUGAAGCUGGGGACCUGAGUUAUGACUGACAGGAUUUCUAUACAUAAGGCUGCAUCACUGCACUGGGGCAGAGCCAGAUAUUUGCUUGCAGCUCUUCAACACUGAAUGUACCUUUACCUCACUGAAGGAUUUAACACUCUGCUCAGGAUGUACUGUACCUUCAAUGAGGACAUUAUGUAUCAUCCGUAGUACUUGACGAAUAUUCUGUAUUUGUUAAAAUCACUGUACAUAUACUGAGUAUGGGAAGCAUAGUGUGUAACUUGCAACUGGUUUUGUGCUGAACUGUCAAAUUAUUCUGAAAGCUAGUUAGAAACUAUUAGCUUGUGCAUACUUUUGAAAGUUAACUUUUGGCUGCCAGUGAUUGUAUGUCUUCUGCAUGGUAUGUUAAUACUAUAAAAAUGAAUUAGAAAUCUUAGACUUUGACAGAUAGCAUGGAAUAUCUAAGACACUUCACCUCUUUAACUCUUGCACUGAAUUCUAAUUAAUGAAAGCUAAUAAGUAUUACAUUUUAAUCUUAACACUGAAUAUUUAAAACACAUUUCCCACAAUCCUCUUUGCACAUUCAAGAAGAGCCUUAUAUUGGUGCCCCAAAUGAGCUGAUAAACAGCACAGGAUCUGUACUUGCUUCAAAUAAUGAGCUUCAUCUCACUGAUCGUAUUAACAAUUUAGGUCCGUCAUAAAACAAAUCCACACACUCUUAGAACCUCCUAUAAAAGUUAGGGUAUAGUAGAAAUAAAAAACAAGUGUAAAGUAAUUAGUGUUAAAUAUGUAAACAAAAGAUAUAUCAAGAUUGUAAAAUAUAAGAAUAAAUCUUCAUAAUUUAAUUAGCAUAAAUAAAUAAAAGAGUUUUAAACGAAAAGGAACUACAGCGAGAACACAGACAGUGCAUAGCCAAACCAUCACAAAAUUUCAAAAACAAUUAUGAUCAGCUUGAAAAAGUUCUGAAAUCAGGCUGUUGAACUGGUUGAGCUACAAAAAGGAGCCCAAAUUUAAAUAUCUUUGUAGUUGGUUCUCUGUAUCUGUAAGUAUAAAGCUUUGCAAAUAAGUAUAUACCAAUGAAAGUCAUGAUUUUACUCCUAAAUACUGCCAGCCGACUUUGGCAUCCACACUGUGGUGUAUGCUAUAGUUGUUAUCCGUGAUAAACAAUUAGUGCUCAGUGGUAAACCAUUCAGCUACGAGAGUCUAGCAGGGUCAAAGGCAACAUGUAAUAGUUGUAAUAAAAAGUGAUCUGUAGUAUGAAACGCAAAACAGAACAGUUCAGGAAAUUCCACUGUGUGGAGCUGAUGUGUCAGGGAGGCAGCUGAAGCAGCUGAGCUUCUAUCCAGACAGCUAGCGUACACACACAGACAGGUGAGACUUAAUCAGAUUAUAACCAGUGAUUCGAGAUUUUACUGAGGAUUAUCUCAAAUGUUGGUUUGUUGAAAAUGUUCUCAAUAUAUUUUGAUAUAAAGUAUAUCGUACAGUGA
This is a messenger RNA of Xiphias gladius (swordfish), 2777 nucleotides long. RefSeq names its product family with sequence similarity 185 member A (gene fam185a). The transcript is spliced from 8 exons. The coding region runs from base 166 to 1329 and encodes 387 amino acids. NCBI's taxonomy places the organism in Eukaryota, Metazoa, Chordata, Actinopteri, Istiophoriformes, Xiphiidae. The record is from RefSeq and is a predicted model, not a curated record.